Molecule: messenger RNA, 369 nt
Organism: Miscanthus lutarioriparius
Lineage: Eukaryota; Viridiplantae; Streptophyta; Magnoliopsida; Poales; Poaceae
Source: the annotation of a GenBank genome assembly
AUGGCGGGAGUGGCGUGCGGUCGCAGGAUGGCGCGUCGGCGAGCUCGCCGUAGCUCGGAGGGCCGCGCAAGGAAGGCCCGUGCUGCCCUCCGUCACCGCCGAGGCGCCCGUGCACGCGAAGCUCCUGGCUCGGCCAGCGGUAGCAACGCCACCGCGCACGCGCACCUGGAGAACGACACCCUAGUGCCUCGCGUCCACUGCGCCGGCGUGGUGUGGCAGGGGCGAGUGACCGGCAGGUUGCAGCAGCUCGAAUGCAACGCAAGAAGCAAGAAGCCAACGCAAUCUGAAGUGAAACCUGCAGCAGGGAAUAGGGAUCAGACAAUCAGUCGUGGCGACGGCAAGAGAUCCCGCACCUCUCCAUCGUUCUAG